CGGAGGGACAGCGGGAGGAAGUAUGGUCAGGCCUGUUAAGGUCAGAGACCCACCAGGGUGAGGGGGGAGGAGAACGUCCACAAAUCUCCACUCAUUCCUUAUUCUGGUGACUUUCAGUGUCUCAAAGGACCAAAAGGAGACCCAGGAGAGCCUGGGCCAGUUAGGCCCAAAGGGGAAGUAGGCGAGAUGGGCCUAUCAGGCCUCUUGGGUGCUGAUGGUCCCAAGGGAGAGAAGAGAGAGUCAGCAUCUGAUCACCUACAGGAAAGCCUGGCCCAGAUCAUAGUGGAGCCAGGGCCUCCUGGUCCUCCUGGCCCCCCGGGACCUAUGGGCCUGGAUGGAGUAAAGGGAGAGAACAAGCGUGCCUCGGGUGAGAGAGGCUCUCCCGGCCUGCCUGUGAGUGUCAUAAGCCUUGCUUGUCCCUUAGAGGUGUUGUAUCCAAUUCCCACCAUUCCCCCUGACCCUCUUCUUUUCCAUCCAGCGGCAAGUUGGUCCACUGGGCCUUAUUGGCCUGCCAGGAACCAAGGGAGAGAAGGUAAUCCCCGUCCCUGCAUACCCCAGCACAUUGUGGCCACAUGUCUGUCAUGCUACUCAGCCUUUGAGGCUUAUCCCCUGUGCCCUGAUGAGUCCCUGCAUCCCACAGGUCCAGGAACUGUGGCUCUGUGACAUUAUCCUGCAAGGCCCCCAUGCCUGUUACCAGUCAGAGGAUUGAACUCCCCAGCAGUUAAACUCCCAACCCCCACUCCACAUCCCCUCAUGCCCCUUUCUGUAUCUCU
This is a messenger RNA of Nannospalax galili (Upper Galilee mountains blind mole rat), 773 nucleotides long. RefSeq names its product collagen alpha-1(XXIII) chain-like. The coding region runs from base 187 to 663 and encodes 158 amino acids. The record is from RefSeq and is a predicted model, not a curated record. NCBI's taxonomy places the organism in Eukaryota, Metazoa, Chordata, Mammalia, Rodentia, Spalacidae. The transcript has 4 exons.